AUGGCUCACCAAGUCCGCCCUGGCCGCGAGCUGCUGCUGGCCACGCUGCUGGCCACACUGCUGGCGGCAGCAACAUCAGCGGCACCGGCCCGUCUGCUCCCCAUGCUCACGUCGGGCCGUGGCUCUCUGGACAGAGAGGUGCUGGGCGGCCUGUUAAAUACACUAGCGGCCCGUGUGCACUGUGCCUCUGGGCCGUGUGGAAAGUGUCUGUCCGUGGAGGAUGCCCUGGCUCUAAGCUGGACUCAGAAGUCCGGGAUCACUGAGGAGUCCUCCAUCCUGCAUGCUGGGGACAUCGCCCGCCUCAGUGCUGCUGCCGCCCUCUACCUCAGCAACCCUGAGGGCACGUGUGUGGACAUCCAGGCCGGCCGCUGGGGCUCCCAUGCUGACCACCUCCUGGCUUCACUUGAGGCACCCGAGAGCCUGACCCUGGGACUAAGCCUGCUCCUCCGGAAGAUGCAGGCCCAGUCGGGCACCCCCCACACAGAUGAGGAGGCUUGUGUGGCAGUGUCUCAGCUGCUGGAGGAGGCCACUGCAGAAGGCCCUGGGGGUCCUGGCCCUGCCCUGACAGCCCUGCUGGACCAUGUCCAGAGCGGUGACUGCUUCCAAGCCCUGCCCACCCCAAAGUACUUUGUGGACUUCGUGUUCCGGAAGCACACUAGCGAGGCCCCCAACAUCACUCUGUCUGAGCUGGCCACCUUGAUGGAGCGCCUAGGGGUGGGCAGAAAGGCAGAGGCACAUGACUACAGAAUCCACAGCGUCCACAGUGACCACAGCAUCCACAGCCACCGCAGCCACCAGGGCCCUGUGCCCUUCACCACCCUCAAUAGCACCUCCAGUGUGUGGGACACGGUGUGCCUGAGCCCCAGGGACGUGAUGGCUGUGUAUGGACUGUCCGAGCAGGCCGGGGUGGCCCCCGAAGCCUGGGCUCCACUCAGCUCUGCUCUGCUGCAGCAGCAGCUGAGUGGAGCCUGCAGCCCCCAGCCCAGACCCCACAGCCAGGACCAGCUCAGCCAAGCGGAGAUGUACCUCUAUGCCUCGCUGGCCACACUGAUUGUCUGCCUGCUGCCCAUGGUGGGUCUGGCUCUGCUGGUCUGCACAAGCUGCCCCCGGGCCACCCACUAUGUCAUCCAGACCUUCCUCAGCAUGGCGGUGGGCGCCCUCACCGGUGACGCCCUCCUGCACCUGACACCCCAGGUGCUGGGCUUGCACAGCCACGACCAUGACCACAGCCAUGUCGGGGAGGCUCUUGGUCCCCAGUCCACCUGGUACCUCCUGGCCAUGCUGGGUGGCCUCUAUGCCUUCUUCCUGUUUGAGAACCUCUUCAACCUGCUGCUGCCCCUGGACCCAGAGGACCUGGAGGACAAGUCCUGCAGCCAUGGCCACAGCCACAGCAUGUCCCUGCAGCUGAAGCCCAGCCAACUCCGGCCAGCCCGGCAGUCCCAGGAGGGCUCCAGAGCAGACCUGGUCGCUGAGGAAGGCCCUGACCUGCUUAACCAGGAGCCCAGAAAACUCAACCCAGAGCUGCGGUUGCUGCCCUACAUGAUCACACUGGGCGACGCCGUGCACAACUUCGCUGAUGGGUUGGCCAUGGGCGCCGCCUUCGGAUCCUCCUGGAAGACAGGGCUAGCCACGUCUUUGGCUGUAUUCUGUCAUGAAUUGCCUCACGAGCUGGGGGACUUCGCGGCCUUGCUACACGCGGGGCUGUCGGUGCGCCGUGCGCUAUUGCUGAACCUGGUCUCCGCGCUCACGGCCUUCGGUGGCCUCUAUGUGGCGCUGGCGGUCGGCGUCAGCGAGGACAGCCAGGCCUGGAUCUUGGCGGUGGCCACUGGCCUCUUCCUCUAUGUCGGGCUCUGCGACAUGCUCCCGGCCAUGCUGAACGUGAGGGACCGGCGGCCCUGGCUCCUUUUCCUGCUGCACAACGUCGGCCUGCUGGGCGGCUGGGGCAUUCUCCUGCUGCUGUCCGUGUAUGAAGAUAGAAUCACCCUCUGA
This is a messenger RNA of Chrysochloris asiatica (Cape golden mole), 1989 nucleotides long. It is a transcript of the gene SLC39A4, whose product is annotated as solute carrier family 39 (zinc transporter), member 4. Gene Ontology annotation, cellular component: membrane. Gene Ontology annotation, molecular function: zinc ion transmembrane transporter activity. The record is from RefSeq and is a predicted model, not a curated record. The coding region runs from base 1 to 1989 and encodes 662 amino acids. Gene Ontology annotation, biological process: intracellular zinc ion homeostasis; zinc ion import across plasma membrane. The transcript has 12 exons. NCBI's taxonomy places the organism in Eukaryota, Metazoa, Chordata, Mammalia, Afrosoricida, Chrysochloridae.